Rotaria sp. Silwood2 is the source of this 1452-nucleotide messenger RNA. The record is from the annotation of a GenBank genome assembly. Lineage: Eukaryota; Metazoa; Rotifera; Eurotatoria; Philodinida; Philodinidae.
AUGGAGAUAAUAAUAGAAGACAACAAUAAUGGUCUUCCAGUUGCAAGACCAUCACCGGCAGAUCUCGUAAGUCCACCAGCACCAUUAGAUUUUACUGAGUUUGCAGCGAUUUUCGAUGAAUGGUUACCACCACCUACACCAGGUGAGAAAAGAAAGAUAGGACAUCGACGAGAUGAUCCACCAACACGGCCUUCUCCAAGACAACCACCACCACCAAUUAUACCAAGACGAACAUUACCACCAAAAGAUCCAAAUCAACCAUUAAUUGGAGAAUCAAUACAAUCAUCACCAAUAGUAAAAAAUAAUAAAAAUAAACAACAGCAUUCUUUUUAUUUAUUACUUCCAAUUGAGAAUCAGAAUAAAUCAUCAGUUAGAGAUCAAUUGAUAACACAUGAACCAUCAAUGAUAGUACCACCAAUGCAAAGUUCGACACCCAAACCAUUGAAAAAAUCAUCGUCAGCUAUUCCAAAGAAUCAUAUAGAACAACAUAGUUCGUUCAAUUUUGCAAUUAUGCCCAUUGAAUGUCGAUAUCAAUUCAAAAAAACUAGACAAAGAUGUACAUUUGAAACAAUAAGAAUUCAUCAAGAAUUUCUUGAAAAUAAAUGUAGAACAUUAGAAGACGAGAGUGAAAAUAAAUUACAUGCAGCAUUUCCAAAGCAGAUAUGGGCAAAAAUAGUAGAAUUCGUAAAAAAUACAGUUGAAAAUCCAUUGGAAAGUAAAAAGAAUAGUGAUAAGAAGAGAUUAGACAAUCUUCUAUUAGACCAAAUGAGACAAAAGGCAAUACUCGAGAUAGAGAAAAAAGGAACAUCAAUAGAACAAGAACAUAUAUAUAAUUUACAUGAAAAAUUCAUGAGAAAAUUAAAUCUGCAAUUACAAUUAGAUAAACUUGAGAAAAGAUUUACAGAAAAUCUACCACCACCAUCUCUCAACAUUUUCGAUAAACUAGAUUUACAUGCAAAAGAACUCAAAAAAGAUAAUAAUCACCUUAAAUCACUUCGUGAACAGUGGAAAAAUAUACUUCGAAAGACAAAAUUAGAUUUGACUAGUUUAAUGAGACAAGCAAAAAUAAUUGAAAUAGAAGAAGCUAAUAAACAAUAUCAAGAACUGGAAAAAAAAUUAUCAGAACACCUUCAUGAAAAAUAUUCUUAUGAAACAACAUGUCAAGCAGUUAGUUAUCCAUAUAUAUAUCGAUAUAUAGCUAUUCAUUUAUUUGUUUAUCAUCCAAAAACAAGAGUAAAUGAUGGAAUAGAUAAUUGUCUUGGAGGAAUGGACGAACUUCAUUUUUGUCGACGCACUUAUCCUCUUGAUAAAUAUCCAAAACGUUUUCAUUAUCAAUAUAAUGAUUUAUGUUUAUCAUCAUCGGAAAUUUGUAAUAAUCAUCAAUUUAAUUGUCAACAAAAUUCAAAUAUAAAUCGCAUGACGAUAGAAGAUAUUCUUUUGUCAUUCAAUUAA